AUGGAAGGAAAGAAUCAAACUCCAUCUGAAUUCAUCAUCUUGGGGUUCUCCCACCUGAAUGAACUCCAGUAUUUACUCUUCACCAUCUUCUUUUUAACCUACAUAUGCACUUUAGGAGGCAAUGUUUUUAUCAUCGUGGUGACCAUAGCUGAUUCCCACCUACACACACCUAUGUAUUAUUUUCUAAGAAAUCUUGCCCUUAUUGAUAUCUGCUACACUACUACUAAUGUCCCCCAGAUGAUGGUGCAUCUUCUGUCAGAGAAGAAAACCAUUUCCUAUGGAGGCUGUGUGACCCAGCUCUUUGCAUUCAUUUUCUUUGUUGGCUCAGAGUGUCUCCUCCUGGCAGCAAUGGCAUAUGACCGAUACAUUGCUAUCUGCAAGCCCUUAAGAUAUUCAUUUAUUAUGAACAAGGCCCUGUGCAGUUCAUUAGCAGCCUCAUGCUGGUCAGGUGGGUUUCUCAACUCAGUGGUGCACACAGUUCUGACCUUCCUCCUGCCCUUCUGUGGUAACAAUCAAAUCAAUUAUUUCUUCUGUGACAUACCUCCCUUGCUGAUCUUGUCUUGUGGUGAUACUGCCCCCAAUGAAUUGGCUUUGCUGUCCAUCGGGAUCCUCAUAGGUUGGACUCCUGUCCUGUGCGUCAUCCUUUCCUACCUUUACAUCAUCUCCACCAUCCUGAGGAUCCGCUCCUCUGAGGGGAGGCACAAAGCCUUUUCCACUUGCGCCUCCCACCUGCUCAUUGUUAUUCUGUAUUAUGGCAGUGCCAUCUUCACAUAUGUGAGGCCCAUCUCAUAUUACUCACUAGAGAAAGACAGAUUGAUCUCAGUGUUGUACAGUGUUGUCACGCCCAUGCUGAAUCCUGUAAUUUAUACACUAAGGAAUAAGGACAUCAAAGAGGCUGUAAAGGCCAUAGGGAGAAAGUGGCAGCCACCAGUUUUCUCUUCUGAUAUGUAA
Molecule: messenger RNA, 951 nt
Organism: Apodemus sylvaticus (European woodmouse)
Lineage: Eukaryota; Metazoa; Chordata; Mammalia; Rodentia; Muridae
Product: olfactory receptor 5V1-like
Exons: 1
Coding region: 1-951 (316 amino acids)
Biological process (GO): G protein-coupled receptor signaling pathway
Cellular component (GO): membrane
Molecular function (GO): olfactory receptor activity; G protein-coupled receptor activity
Source: RefSeq, a predicted model, not a curated record